AUGCAAGCAUGGGAUGGUGGUGGUACUGGUGCUUGGUAUCGUGUUGACACAUCAUGCUUAUAUUCAUUUUCAUCUACAACUUUGAUACAGUGUUUACCAACUAUUAUCAUACCUGCUAACGUGACAUUGGUAACCGAUGGCUUUUUUAUUAGUCUUGGGAUCUUUAAUCGUUUUAAUGGUGUUAGUCUAGAUAUUGGUUUGACAUACGAGCCUCGAACAAAUAAAUGGUGGUCAUAUGCUAAUGAUGUUCGGGGGUGGAAAUUUGGAAGUAUUUCCAUAGAUUCUUCAGUAACUCGAUGUAUCAAUAUAUCUCUGUCAAUAUCUGAUGGCUAUGUUAAAUAUCUCGUUCGAACAAGCAAUGAUUCAAUAAUAUUAGGCCAAGAUUUAUAUCUGGUAUCACAACUUGAUCCACAGUUGAACCUGACUGUGAAUAGUUCUAACUUGGGUUUUUAUCGUUUCGAUAGCAUAGCUCAAACCAAAGAAACGUUGAAGAGCGGAUCAUGCAUGAUUCACGCACAACUAACCGAAUGGCUUCUGGAAUUGAAGUCUCAAGUUUUUGUUCCAGCUCGAGGCGACUACAUGGCCUCAAAUAUCCGAGGUUAUCCUCCAGGUCCGUGUUGUACAAAAAAUGAAAUCAGCACGAUACUUGUGCAUAAUGAAACGGAGUGGAAUCAAGCUGAUAUUUCAAUUUCUUAUCUUUGA
This is a messenger RNA of Rotaria sp. Silwood2, 702 nucleotides long. The record is from the annotation of a GenBank genome assembly. Lineage: Eukaryota; Metazoa; Rotifera; Eurotatoria; Philodinida; Philodinidae.